AUGUUCCCCUUAGCAGAUUCUGAUUUCCGCCCCAUGAGGCCGCCCCACCCGCUUGAACUCGUAGACGACAUCGUGUUAUUUGCCAAUGGCUCCAUGCUCACCCGGCUCCGUGACGCUCGUGGCCCUGAUUACCACGUCCUGUCCCUUGCUGUCGGCCGGCUCGCCUCACACCAAGCUUCUCGAAAGUCCCGUCGUGUCCGCUAG
Molecule: messenger RNA, 204 nt
Organism: Colletotrichum graminicola M1.001
Lineage: Eukaryota; Fungi; Ascomycota; Sordariomycetes; Glomerellales; Glomerellaceae
Exons: 2
Coding region: 1-204 (67 amino acids)
Source: RefSeq, a predicted model, not a curated record